GCAUAAUUUUUCCCGAUCUUCUUCGAUUUCAGGUCGUUGAAUUUUCUUUUGGAUUUUCGAUUGGAAUUUGUUAAUCUAGCUUUUCGAUCAUGCUUCUUUCUCCGGGUCGUUCUCCCCGGCAUAUCUCAUCCCCUUCGCCGUCGACGGUUUCCGAGAAUUCGAUCGAGAAUCCGCGGAGUUCGUCUUCGAUUACGCCUCGGAGCUCUAGGAAACAUCCUGAGGUUCUUGAUGAGGAUACUUAUGUGGAAGCGAUUGAGAAGAUUAUUGAGCGUGAUUACUUUCCCGACAUUUCGAAACUCAGAGAUCGUAUGGAUUGGCUUGAAGCGAUUAAAAGUGGAGAUCCGAUUCUAAUUCGAGAUGCGCAGUUGAAGAUCAUGGAGCGUCGUGGUCAGAAGGUUAAACGUUUGAAUCCAGAUGGUAAGUCCCGAACACCUGGUUCCACUUUUAUGAGAAAUUUUACUCCGUUUGAUGAAUUUGAGGGCAAAACACCGAAAACCCCCAGCGUUGGUGGAAGUGGAAUUUCCGGUGAAACGGAGGAGGGUGAUUGUAACGGCAAGGUGAUGGAUGAAUCGCUGUCACUUGAUGAGUUUUUUAGGCAAUAUACGAGCGAGGAUAAUUUAAGUUUUUCAAAAAUACUGGACAAAGAUAAUAGGAAGAGGAAGGAGAGAUACGCGUAUUUGACGGAGGGUGAGAAGGAGGAUGUGAAAUCAAUUGAGGAUGUAAAGAGAGAUAGAAUAACUGAUGGUUAUGGGACCUCCGAUCAGCCACCGAGUACCUUGGAAGGAUGGAACUACACUGCAAAAAAUUUGUUGAUGUAUCAUCCUUCCGAUAGAGGUGAGGCUCCACUGACAGAUGAAGAAAGGGCUGUUAGAUUGAAGAGCUUAACCAAAGAAAUUAGCCGAGCAAGCACUCGGUUCCAUGGUAAAUUGAUCGAUGCGAGACCAAAAGACGAUGGUACAGUUGAAGUGCUCUAUACCCCUGUGGCUGGAACUACCCCACAUCCUGUGAUGGAUCGAGAUGGGGAUCGAUUGAAGAAGUACGAUUUGGGGGAUUUGAGGAAAACCCCAAAUCCAUUUUAUAUAGAAUCGGGGAAGAAGGCUGAGAAUGGCUACAGUUUUGUCCGUACACCGUCCCCUGCCCCUGGUGUUGAUGAAUCUCCAUUUAUUACAUGGGGUGAAAUUGAAGGUACGCCCUUAAGACUAGAUCCUGAGGAGACGCCUAUCGACAUCGGUGGUACUAUUGAUGGGCCACGAUUUAAUAUUCCAUGUCCACCUGCUCGAGAUCAGAAGGCUCAUUCACUCUCAAGGGAGGCUGCACGAAAGCUAAGGGAGAAAUCAAAGAUGUUUCAGAAGCCACCAUUGCCAUCACCUGUUAGAGGAGGAAGUGCUAGCCCAAGUGUUCGAAGGACGCUCUCUCCAGCCGCCCAGAAGUUUGUAAGGAAUGCAAUAGCCAAGUCGUCAUCUUCAUUUGAUGAAACCCUCCGUGCCAGUUACCGAGGUGGAAGCCCGAGUUCUGCAACGCCUAAAAGUGGGAGGAGUUUGUCUAGGUUUGCUAGAGAUGGGAGCUUUGGCUCAAGGUCACCUUCUGUUAAAGAAGAUUCUAAUCCUGCUUGGUGAUUUAAUUUUUUCCAAUCAAUAGAACUGCUUCAUGAAUUCUAACUAUUCUGUCU
Messenger RNA from Cucurbita pepo subsp. pepo (vegetable marrow), 1669 nucleotides. RefSeq lists its product as uncharacterized. The record is from RefSeq and is a predicted model, not a curated record. Lineage: Eukaryota; Viridiplantae; Streptophyta; Magnoliopsida; Cucurbitales; Cucurbitaceae. Gene Ontology annotation, cellular component: catalytic step 2 spliceosome.